AUGGCCGCCGAGAACACCUUCGACGACAAGGCUGCCACUUGGGAUCAGAACCCUGGCCAUCAGCAAUCGACCUCGAUUGCGGCAGAGGCGUUGAAGGGCAGCGGCCUGCUCCACCCUGGAUCCACUGCUGUCCUUGACCUGGGGUGCGGCACCGGGCUGCUGGCAGAGAAGAUUGCCGACAGCCUGGGCGCGCUUGUGGGGGUGGACACCAGCCCGGGCAUGAUUGCGGCAUUCCAGAGGAAGGCCGAGGCGCGCGGCGAUGGCAAGCUGCGCUGCGUGCUGGCGGAACUGACGGGACCAGAGUCUCUCACCAGCUCCACGCCCGCAGAUGGCGGUGCAGCGGUACCGGAGCAAUACGACCUCGCCAUCUCCCUCAUGACCUUCCAUCACAUCCAGGACAUCGCAGGCACGCUGCGGCUGCUGAAGCACCACUUGAAGCCGGGGGGCAGCGUAGCGAUAUUUGACCUGCUCGCAACCCCCGCCUCGAUCAGGUUUCACAGCCCGGCGCAUUCUCACGGCCUGUUCCAUCGUGGAGGCUUCUCGCUGCAGGAAAUGGAGCAGCACCUGACGGAGGCUGGCUACACGGCCGUCGAGGCCAGGGCGGUGGGCAGCCUGCAGAAGGCGGCGUUUGAUGGGGAGGGGGAGAUGCUGGAGUUCCAGCUCUUCAUGGCCACGGCCACUGCUGGGUGA
Chlorella variabilis is the source of this 690-nucleotide messenger RNA. RefSeq lists its product as hypothetical. The transcript has 5 exons. Lineage: Eukaryota; Viridiplantae; Chlorophyta; Trebouxiophyceae; Chlorellales; Chlorellaceae. Bases 1 to 690 code for a protein of 229 amino acids. The record is from RefSeq and is a predicted model, not a curated record.